Cherax quadricarinatus is the source of this 1011-nucleotide messenger RNA. The record is from RefSeq and is a predicted model, not a curated record. NCBI's taxonomy places the organism in Eukaryota, Metazoa, Arthropoda, Malacostraca, Decapoda, Parastacidae.
AUGAGGCUCGAUGUUAGUUUUGCGGGAGACCUGCUGUGCAGAGCCAUCACUUCUACCUCGCUAGAUGCUAUCAAGGAGAGGUUUGACCGGCUGGCAGCAGAGCACCACUGCCUGAGGAUCAAGCUGCUGGGAGACUGCUAUUACUGUGUCAGUGGUCUGCCAGAAGCAAGACCAGACCACGCUCACUGCUGCGUUGAGAUGGGACUAGACAUGAUCGAGGCUAUAGCGCUGGUGCGAGAGGUAACGGGGGUGAACGUGAACAUGCGGGUUGGCAUCCACUCUGGCAGGGUGCACUGUGGCGUGCUGGGACUACGCAAGUGGCAGUUCGAUGUGUGGUCCAACGACGUCACCCUCGCCAACUAUAUGGAGUCAGGCGGAAUACCAGGACGGAUCCACGUGACUAAAGAAACCCUGAAGUACCUGAGCGGAGACUACAAGGUGGAGCCGGGUAAUGGAGGGGAGAGGAACCACUACCUGAAGAUGAUGAACAUAGAGACGUACCUCAUUGUACCAGAUGAUGACUAUCGCGACCCUCACGCCAAGAAGACGUCCAUGUACAGUAUGAACGGGAGUGUGAGCAAGGAGAUGCGGAUGAUUGGCCACAGUGACCCCAGCAAGCAGAAUACCAACAUCCACAACAAGUUGGGGCUGAGCGAGACACAGCUGGGCAAGAGUACAACAGAGGAGGUAAACGAAUACUUGGCCAGGGCCAUCGAUGCUCGCUCCAUCGACAGACUGAGGAUGGAACACUGUCGUAGGUUUCUCCUCACCUUCCGAGAGUCCAAAGUGGAGGAAAAGUACUCCAAGGAGCGUGACAAGAUGCUGCUGGCAUACUUUGUCUUCUCCUGGAUCACUAUUAUCUUCAUCACCAUCGUCCAGCUCAUCAUUAUCCCCAGAUUUUAUGUAUCCGUUGGUGUCCUCCUUGUGGGCAUCCUGUUGACUACCUUCACAAUCAUCCUGGUGCUGGCAGAGAGGUGUGAGGUACGUCACUUUAUCUUUUCGCUAUUGUGA